Piliocolobus tephrosceles (Ugandan red Colobus) is the source of this 1616-nucleotide messenger RNA. RefSeq names its product complement C1r subcomponent-like. Gene Ontology annotation, cellular component: blood microparticle. The transcript is spliced from 3 exons. Gene Ontology annotation, molecular function: serine-type endopeptidase activity. Gene Ontology annotation, biological process: zymogen activation. The record is from RefSeq and is a predicted model, not a curated record. NCBI's taxonomy places the organism in Eukaryota, Metazoa, Chordata, Mammalia, Primates, Cercopithecidae. Bases 1 to 1299 code for a protein of 432 amino acids.
AUGAAUACCACCACCACAACUACCAUUAUAACCACCACCAUUACUAACACCAUUACCAGCACUACUGUCAGCACCACCACCAUUACCAACACCAACACCACCAUUACCAACACCAUCACCACCAUCACCAUUACCACCAUCACCAUUACCAACACUAUCAUCACUACCACCAGUACCAACACCAUCAUCACCACCAAUACCACCGUCACCACUAUCACCAUUAACAAUACCACCAUUAACAACACCACUGUCACCACCAACACCAACACCACAAUCACCACCACCAUUACCAACAUCAACACCACAACCACCACCACCAUUACCAACAUCAACACCACAGUCACCACCAACACCAACACCACAAUCUUCAUCACCAUCAUAAGCACUACAGCUAACUCAGUGAAAUUCCCCUCUCCAUUCUCCCCUCUCAACCUGGUUGUGAUUUUUGCACCUAGGCUGUACACCUGCACAGCACAGGGCAUUUGGAAGAAUGAACAGAAGGGAGAGAAGAUUCCUCGGUGCUUGCCAGUGUGUGGGAAGCCCGUGCACCCCGUGGAACAGAGGCAGCGCAUCAUCGGAGGGCAAAAAGCCAAGAUGGGCAACUUCCCCUGGCAGGUGUUCACCAACAUCCAUGGGCGCGGGGGCGGAGCCCUGCUGGGGGACCGUUGGAUCCUCACGGCUGCCCACACCCUGUAUCCCAAGGAACACGAGGCGCAAAGCAACGCCUCCUUGGAUGUGUUCCUGGGCCACACAAAUGUGGAAGAGCUCAUGAAGCUGGCAAAUCACCCCAUCCGCAGGGUCAGCAUCCACCCGGACUACCGUCAGGAUGAGUCCCACAAUUUUGAGGGGGACAUCGCCCUGCUGGAGCUGGAAAAUAGUGUCACCCUGGGUCCCAACCUCCUCCCCAUCUGCCUCCCUGACAACGAGACCUUCUAUGACCUGGGCUUAAUGGGCUAUGUCAGUGGCUUUGGGGUCAUGGAGGAGAAGAUUGCUCAUGACCUCAGGUUUGUCCGUCUGCCCGUAGCUAAUCGAGGGGACUGUGAGACCUGGCUCCGGGGAAAGAACAGGAUGGAUGUGUUCUCUCAAAACAUGUUCUGUGCUGGGCACCCGUCUCUAAAGCAGGAUGCCUGCCAGGGGGAUAGUGGGGGCGUUUUUGCAGUAAGGGACCCCAACACUGAUCGCUGGGUGGCAACGGGCAUCGUGUCCUGGGGCAUCGGGUGCAGCAAGGGCUAUGGCUUCUACACCAAAGUGCUCAACUACGUGGAUUGGAUCAAGAAAGAGAUGGAGGAAGAGGACUGAGCCCAGAAUUCGCUAGGUCCAAAUCCAGAGAGCAGUGCGGAAAAAAAAAAAAAAAAAAAACUGACCAGUUGUUGAUAACCACUAAGAGUCUCUAUUAAAAUCACUGAUGCAGACAGUGUGGAAAUUCUCUUUCCUAUAGUCCCAUUGACAUACUUUACCUGAAACAACCCAAAGAGGCCCUUUCUUUCUUCCGAGGAUUGCAGAGGAUGUAGUUAUCAAUCUCUAGCUGUCACUUUCCUUUUCCACUUUUAUACCAUUGGGUCACUGAAUAUAACUUUUUCCAAAUAAAAUUUCAUGAGAAAUGCCAGCGUGCAAAA